CUGCAGUGCACAUGCGCCCAUCAAACGCGUUUGUGGAUAAACUUUGCACUACUCCGGCUUCCGUACCGCCUGACUACUGUAAGAUCGCGGGCGGUUCACAGCAACAUAAGAGCUAGAUUCUGUUCGCGUGGGCGAUUUGCUCUCUUCUUUGAGACUCACUAAAAGAUGGCUUUGGCCGAAAUGGAGAACGGUUCCGAGGGAGAGGAGGGAGGGUGCGAGUCGGACGUGGUCGCCCAAGGCUGUAUACUGGCGGCGUUCAGCGACAGCGCAGAGACCCGAACCCUGAUCGCCGGGCUCCCGGAGGCAUAUAAGGACACCAAAUCCAGAGAGGCUGCUACACAGAGAUUCGUGUUUUUAAUGGACAAAUAUCAGGAGCAACCUCAUCUUCUGGAUCCGCAUUUGGAGUGGAUGCUGCGCCUUCUGUUGGAGCUGAUUCGCAGUGAACAGUCUCCACCUCUCUUAGUCCAUCUGGCUUUUAAAUUCCUCUACUUCAUCUCAAAGGUCCGGGGACACAAGAUCUUCAUGCAGCUGUUGCCACAUGAGGUCUCAGAUGUGCAUCCUGUUCUAGACCUGCUUUGCUGCCAGGACCCCAAAGAUCACGAGACGUGGCAGACCCGCUACAUGCUGCUUCUCUGGCUCUCCAUGACCUGCCUCAUACCCUUUGACCUCUCCCGGCUGGACGGCCACCUGACCUCUGACCCCGCUCAGACCCGAGAGCCAGUCAUGGGCCGCAUCCUUGCUGUCGCCAAGUCUUACCUCAUGGUUAGUGACAAGCCAAGGGAUGCAGCCUCCAUUCUGCUCUCUAAGUUUAUGACCAGGCCAGACGUGAAGCAGAAGCAUUUGGGAGACUUCCUGGACUGGACCUUGACUAGGGUGUCCCAGGCUAACGAUCUGACCAUGGAGGGGACGGUGAUGCUGGAUGGGGCACUGCAGUCUCUGGCACAGCUCUUCAAGCAUGGGAAGCGAGAUGACUUCCUGCCGUAUGCUCCGACAGUCCUGCAGUGUCUGGACAGGCGGAGGCUGGCGGACAGCAGCCAGGCCAUGGUGCGGAAACUGGGCGUGAAGUUGGUCCAGCGCCUGGGCCUGACGCUGCUGAAGCCCCGGCUGGCUAAGUGGAGGUACCAACGAGGAAGCCGCUCCCUGGCUGCCAAUCUAUCCCAGCCUGCCAACCCCGGCGGCCUGGUGACGCCCAGCCUUGGGAAGCCUGACUUGGAGGCAGAAGCCCAGGAGGAAGACUAUGACAUUCCAGAGGAGGUUGAGAAUGUCAUUGAGCAACUUCUGGUUGGACUGAAGGACAAGGAGACGAUCGUACGCUGGUCUGCAGCUAAAGGGAUCGGCCGAGUGACGGGCAGGCUCCCCGUGGAGCUGGCGGACGAGGUGGUGGCCUCCGUGCUGGAGUGCUUCAGCUUCCAGGAGACGGACAACGCCUGGCACGGGGGCUGCCUGGCACUGGCAGAGCUGGGCCGGAGGGGGCUUUUGCUGCCCACCCGCCUCACUGACGUGGUGCCGCUCAUCUCCAAGGCCCUGACGUACGACGAGAAGAGGGGCGCCUGCAGUGUGGGCUCCAAUGUGCGCGAUGCAGCCUGCUACGUGUGCUGGGCCUUCGCCAGGGCCUACGAGCCCAAGGAGCUGCAGCCCUUCGUCACGAGCAUCGCCAGUGCCCUGGUCAUCACCGCCGUGUUCGACAGGAACGUCAACUGCCGGAGAGCUGCCUCGGCCGCCUUCCAGGAGAACGUCGGGAGACAGGGCACGUUUCCGCAUGGCAUCGACAUCCUGACGACGGCAGAUUACCACGCCGUGGGCAACCUCAACAACUGCUACCAGAGCAUCAGCGUCUACAUCGCCAGUUUCCCAGAAUACACCAGGGCCAUGAUCGACCACCUGGUAGCGAUGAAGGUCAACCAUUGGGAUGGGGUGAUCCGAGAGCUGGCCGCCAAGGCCCUCCGCAACCUCACACCGCAGGAUCCGGACUACAUGGCCAACACAGUCUUGCCUCAGCUCUUGCCUAUGGCAGCAGGCAUGGACCUGCAUGGUCGACAUGGAGCCAUUUUGGCAUGCGCUGAAAUCACCCAGGCCCUGUACAAGCUGAGCUCGCAAACUGAUAGGCCAGUGACGGACUUCCUGUCAGCUGACUCGGUGGAAGGCCUGAAGAGCAUUCACCAGAAGCUUUUCGAUCGACAGCAGUACAGGGGGUUCGGCGGUGAGCUGAUGAGACCUGCAGUCUGCACAUUGAUCGAGAAGAUGUCUCUCUCCAGAAUGCCAUUCCACAAGGAUCCCAUUAUAAGUGGGUGGCAGUGGCUGAUCGAUGACAGUCUGAAGAGCCUCCACCUCUUCUCCAGUGGCGCCAAGCAGGGUAUCAAGGAGUCUGCAGUUUCUGCCCUGGCGGCAUUGUCACAGGAGUAUUACCAGAUUCAGCCCGGGGUGGCCGACCCAGAUAUGCAAGAAACGCUGGUGAGCCAGUACAUCGCGGCCCUGAGGAGCCCGGAGGUUCUGACCCGCUGUGGCUGUGCUCUGGCUCUGGGUUCCCUGCCCCGAUUCAUGAUCCACAGCAAACUGCAACAGGUGCUAGCAGGCCUCAAGGCGACAUCUAGAAUCACCCAGAAGGAUCUGACCUUUACGGAAGCCCGUAGAGAUGCCGCCAGAGCCAUCGCACAGGUGUGCACUACAGUGGGGAUCUCUGCCCAGGGGCCUCCAGACUCUUUCCUGUGCCUGGAUAACAUUCCGCAAGUGUAUGGCGCCCUGCUGGACUGCAUGAGCGACUACACCACGGACAGCCGGGGCGACGUCGGGGCCUGGGUUCGAGAGGCUGCCAUGACCAGCCUGAUGGAGGUGACUUUCCUGGUCGUCCGCGCCGACCCGGGACUCCUCCCCCCUGAUCUCUGCCAGCGCAUGAUGUGCUGCUUGGCCCAGCAGGCAGCAGAGAAGAUCGACCGCUACCGGGCCCACGCCGGCACCAUCUUCCUGCGCCUCCUUCACAGUCGCGAGCCUGCAGUGCCACACAUCCCCCACCAGGAGGAGCUGCUCGCCAUCUUUCCUGUCGAAGGGGCGGAGUCUCUGAACUGGAACGCCCCAUCCCAGGCCUUCCCACACAUCACCCAGCUGCUGCAGCUGCCCCAGUACCAGUACCACACCCUACUGGGCCUGACCGUGUCUGUCGGGGGGCUCACAGAGUCCACAGUCCGUUACUCCUCACAGUCCCUGUUCGAUUACCUGAAGGGGAUCCAGAAGGACCGGCCUGCACUGGAGCAGUUCGGAGGCACACUGCUGCGCAUAUUCCAAGACCACCUGCGUAACGACAGGGUUUCCAUCCCUCUGCUGAAGAUGGUGGACCAGAUGCUGGCCAGAGGCUGCUUCGACACCUUCACCAGCGAGGACAACCAUUCAUUCUGCACGGACCUCCUGGAGCUCUGUAAAGAGGAGAUGAAGAAGUCAAAGGACAUUCAGAAGCUUCGGUCCAGCAUCGCUGUGUUCUGCGGGCUCAUCCAGUUUCAGGGCGAGGUCCGGAAAAAGGUUCUGUUCCAGCUGCUGCUGUUGCUCUGUUACCCCUACCCUGUGAUCAGAAAGACGACCGCCAGCCAGAUGUACGAGAUGCUGUUGACCUACGAUGACGUCAUCGAGCCUGAUGUCAUGGACGAAGUCAUGAACCUCUUGAGCGAUACCAACUGGGAGAGUGACCUGACUACUGUACGGAACCACAGGAACCAACUCUGUGAUUGGCUGGGGGUGCAGAGGCCCACUUUGGUUGCCAAGAGCCCAACUCAAUAGGCAGCAACGGUCUCACCGGGACGAGCAAGAAGUCGGACCCAAAUCGGGCCUCCCUGCGCUGGACCCACGCCGCACCAUGCAACCCCCUGCCCCCCCAAUACCGUCACACUGUCAAUAAAUUAAUACCAACCAAAAGCUAAGGCCUCCCCUAUUUUUUCAGCAUUUACAUUUAUUUGAUCAUUAUUGAUUGAUGAAUAAAUCUCUUCACCAA
Messenger RNA from Brienomyrus brachyistius, 3976 nucleotides. It is a transcript of the gene tbcd, whose product is annotated as tubulin folding cofactor D. Bases 166 to 3765 code for a protein of 1199 amino acids. The transcript is spliced from 39 exons. Lineage: Eukaryota; Metazoa; Chordata; Actinopteri; Osteoglossiformes; Mormyridae. Gene Ontology annotation, molecular function: GTPase activator activity; beta-tubulin binding. Gene Ontology annotation, biological process: adherens junction assembly; bicellular tight junction assembly; tubulin complex assembly. The record is from RefSeq and is a predicted model, not a curated record. Gene Ontology annotation, cellular component: lateral plasma membrane.